Messenger RNA from Prunus armeniaca (apricot), 570 nucleotides. The record is from the annotation of a GenBank genome assembly. Lineage: Eukaryota; Viridiplantae; Streptophyta; Magnoliopsida; Rosales; Rosaceae.
AUGGUUGAGAUUGGAGCUAUAGUGAUUGCAGUAUACAUGAGGUACCUAUUUGACUAUUUAAAAUUGGCAAAUAUGGUAAACCUUGUUGGCCUCAUGGACCCUGGACAAGUCAGCUCUGAAUCUGGAACGUUAUCUCACCGCUCAAAACAUCUCUCAGAAAGCUUGAAAAAGGCAGAUGGGGAUCAAUUUUACUUGGUGCCUUAUAAUCCAGGGCCAGCUAAGGAGACUGUCUAUUACAUGAAUUCAUUGCCAAACCGCUCUGUUGACAAGGACAUGAGAAAUAUAGUGAAUACUUCAAUCAAAAUGUAUAACUCUCACACAGGGAAACAAUCAUCACGUAAAUCACUCAUAUGGAAAAAUCUACAAGGCACUCCUAGACAUCCAACAAAUGUAGAGUGUGGCUAUUAUGUGAUGCGUUUCAUGAGAGAUAUAAUUAAUGAUCCAGGCCUAGCCUUUGAGAAGAAGUUUGACAAGAAAAAGGAACUAGUUGUGUAUACUCAAGAAUAUAUUGACGAAGGCAGGCUGGAAUGGGCAGAAUUCGUGAACAAGCAAUUACAAAACAAUAAUUGA